Molecule: messenger RNA, 1350 nt
Organism: Letharia columbiana
Lineage: Eukaryota; Fungi; Ascomycota; Lecanoromycetes; Lecanorales; Parmeliaceae
Exons: 2
Coding region: 1-1350 (449 amino acids)
Source: RefSeq, a predicted model, not a curated record
AUGGAAGGACAGAUACCCACAGAGUCACCUCACAGUCGCCAUGCAAGCCGAGGCCGUGAGAGCACAUCGGUAAAGGAUGCUCAACGUCUACCGCAGGCGAUGGUGUGGGACCCUUGGCCAGUCACGAAAUUCGGGUGCAGAAAAGACACCAUCUCGAAAGCAGCCCGAGUGCUAGUUCGAGCGCGCAACACAGAACUUAUCAACAUUUGCAGCAAUGAGAUCGUUCUGCUACCAGCAAGUGGCGGCGUUCCUGGUGUUCAAGGAGGUUCACGUGAGAGACCUCUUUACAGCCUCCGCCCGCCCAAACUGGAGCCGUUCAAGAUCCAUCUAUGGCAGAUCCCUGCGGUGCGUACUUGGAAUAGAACAACCUGGUCGUGGGAUGUUACCCCAGGAAAGAUCAUGGUGCGCCGAGGUCAGAAGUCUGAACCACUCACCCAAUUCCUCAAGGCGGUUGGGGUCGCCAAAGACGAUGCAAAGAUGAGCGAUCUGUGCAAUCACUUCCAAUGUUGGAGGUCUCUCAAAACCUCUAAUGAAUGGCUCAAUAAGUUUCCUAGGCAUCUCCGCGGGGUGGUCUACCAAAGGUGGUGGUCCUUCAAUGGAUUUCGUUUUCUACAACUUCCUCCUGAGCUAAGGGAAACAAUCCUGACUUUCGCCAUGGGACCCAUCGCCGUACCAUUCGCGAAGAGAUGGCAUCCAAAACGACAUGUCCAAGUGACGAUGCCGAAUAUGCGUCUUUCUCUCGUCAGUAAGCAGCUCAAUCGUGAGGCGAUUGCAGCCUUAUUAGCUCAUACCACAUUCUACUUUCACGCUAUUGAACAGUUCUUACAGUUCUUCCGGCACACAGAUGCAAUAUCACGAGCGAUCUUUCGACCUCUUAAAGGGCUUCGUUCCUUAGAAUUGGACCUAAGUCCAGAUUGUUUACUUUGUCUUUUUGGUAUUAGCUUCGGCCCCAAUGUAUUCGGCGUACGAGACAUCCGUUACCAGCGGUCCCUCGCCCUCGACCUUGGCAUAUUCUUCCAUGACCAAUCCCCUCUAUGUCAUCAAAUAUGUAUCAAGAUCCCACACGUCUUUCAGCACAACCCCCGCCCUGACCACACUUGCUGCCAAAAGGUGCAUAAUCUAGCGUUCUGGGCCGGUGCACGGGCACGACUCCGUAAUAUUGCUGUAAUUAAGUUGGUCGGACACAUCGACGAAACACAGAAGAAGGAUUGGCUUGCCGAACAUGCUCUCGAACGGAAGGGAGUGGUUCCGGAAGCAAAGGAUUUUGCAGGGUGGCAAAGAGGGAUUUGGACUCAAUGCAGCAAUUCAGUAUGUGAGUGCAGUCCAAAGUGCAAGACGCGGAGAUUCUAG